This is a messenger RNA of Oryzias latipes (Japanese medaka), 852 nucleotides long. RefSeq names its product reactive intermediate imine deaminase A (gene rida). Gene Ontology annotation, cellular component: mitochondrion; cytosol. The record is from RefSeq and is a predicted model, not a curated record. Lineage: Eukaryota; Metazoa; Chordata; Actinopteri; Beloniformes; Adrianichthyidae. Gene Ontology annotation, molecular function: deaminase activity.
CCGUGUACGUUUUUUACUACCACCUUUUCUCCAAAGUCCAAUACUGCAGCUCUGUCAGCUCUUAAGCUAUCAGCUUCCGUGCAGUUUUCACUGGAAAAGUAAAAAAGGAAUAUCUUCGCAAUUCUGAACAUGUCUGCACUUAACAGGAAAUUCAUUUACACCACUUCAGCUCCGGCAGCGAUUGGCCCAUACAGCCAGGGGGUGCUGGUGGACAGAACCAUGUACAUAUCUGGUCAGAUUGGAAUGGACGUGGUCACUGGUCAGCUAGUGGUGGGAGGAGUUCAAGCACAGGCCAAACAGGCUCUGACUAAUAUGGGAGAAAUCCUCAAAGCUGGCGGCUGUACCUACAACAAUGUUGUGAAGACCACUGUGCUGCUUAAGGACAUCGAUGACUUCAACAGUGUCAAUGAGGUCUACUCUUCAUUUUUCAGCAGUAAUUUUCCUGCCAGAGCUGCUUACCAAGUUGCUGCUUUACCCAGAGGCGCUCUGGUGGAAAUUGAGGCAGUUGCAGUCCUGGGUCCUCUCUCUGACUCCUGACUAGGCGACCCCAUCACCAACAAGCUGUAGCCUCACUUUUAGAUGUGAUUGAAAAAAAAUAGUCUCCAACUUUAAGAACAGAACAUUGUCUUCAUGUGAAAUUCUUACCAAGUAAGUAAUAGCAAAGUAAACUAAGAUUUGAUGUGUCUAAGUUUACUCAAAUCUGUCCCCAAAAGAAAAGCCCUCACUAAACAUUGUUUGAGUGCUGCGCUUUAUUGACUUUUCUGACGGCUCUUUGUGGAUUCAAGGUUCAUCAAAACCUUAAGAAAUCAUGAAAUUUAGCAAAUAAAUGAAGCAGACAGCACUUUUACCUUU